AUGGACAAAGCACUGCAAAUAAAAUCCAUUAUUGUCUUCUCCCUCAUUGCCAUGAUCGUAGCACUAGUGCCACUACACUUGAUCAUAUCACUUCAUGCCUUGUACUCCGACUUCAGACACUUAGUCGAGACUGUGUAUGAUGUAUAUUCAAUGGUGAGCAAGUGUUUUGGUCACUGUAAGAACCGAAAUGCAGAACUUCCGACUCCUCAAUCUCCCACCGCUCCAAUCCGUGCGAUUCAUGAAACAGUGGAGGACAGCAUGGAGCUGUCAAGGCCAGAAGUGGAAACCGUGAUGGCAAAGCUGGGGAUCUUCAGGAACCCAAGUGGCGACGACCAUGAUGAGGUUCAAGAGAGAAUAGGGGUCAGGGAAAUCGCAGCUCUUUUUGAGGAGGAAGGGCCAAGUCUGGAGGAAGUGAAGGAGGCGUUCUAUGUGUUUGAUGGGAACUGUGAUGGGUACAUAGAUGCUGGAGAGCUGGGUGAUGUCCUCCAUAAGUUGGGCCUUGUACAGCUCUGUGAGGUCGAUUGCAGGAGCUUGAUUCAGGCCUUUGAUGACAAUGGGGAUGGAUUGAUUGAUUUCAGAGAGUUCAAAAAACUUGUAGAGAAAAGCUUCUCUUAA
Eucalyptus grandis is the source of this 615-nucleotide messenger RNA. RefSeq names its product probable calcium-binding protein CML45. Bases 1 to 615 code for a protein of 204 amino acids. The record is from RefSeq and is a predicted model, not a curated record. Lineage: Eukaryota; Viridiplantae; Streptophyta; Magnoliopsida; Myrtales; Myrtaceae. Gene Ontology annotation, molecular function: calcium ion binding. The transcript has a single exon.